Molecule: messenger RNA, 1419 nt
Organism: Fonsecaea nubica
Lineage: Eukaryota; Fungi; Ascomycota; Eurotiomycetes; Chaetothyriales; Herpotrichiellaceae
Exons: 2
Coding region: 1-1419 (472 amino acids)
Molecular function (GO): protein binding
Source: RefSeq, a predicted model, not a curated record
AUGGGCACCUUACUGCACUACCUCACCACCGGCGCGGGCUGCGAUUUGAUCAUAAUCUGUCGCGGAGAAUUCUUCUUGGUUCACAAAUCAGUCAUUGCCGCUCACUCACCGGUACUGGAAAGAGAUGCGUGCAAGUCAACGUUUCUCGGUGGCGAGGCGUACAUCCUGGACGCAGUCUCUCCUGAUGUCUUCCGCAAAGUCCUCACUUUCAUGUACCGGGGCGACAUUCCGGAAUCUUUCCAGAGCACACUAGCUGCCUCGACUCAACUUCCCCUCGACAAAAAGUUCCCUCUGACCGACGCCUUCCUGGUCACCAUUCGGGGCAAGCCUGCGACUGUCAACCUCUUGGAUGGCUCGACCAAGACUACGGACACCAUCACUAAUGCAGACAAAUGGGCCAUCUUGAUGGCAAAGCAAGCCUUGAUCAAGGAUCCAUAUGAUGUCCGUCCAUGCGUUAACUCGGACGAAAUCUUUCCAGAACUCAAUGUCUACCUCGUGGCGAAGCAACUGGAGAUUGGCCCUCUAAAGGACGUCUCCGUGCAAAAGAUUAUCACGUGGUUUGAAAAGGAACUGCGUACGGGUUGCCCAUUGUCUGAAGACUUCCAUGUCUGGGCUGGCUACAUUCUCAGAGCCUACGACGACUUUAUACAACCCUUCUUCAGGAUCUGUGCAAUAGAUAUUCCUGUCGUGGAGAAAGACAGGUCUCUGGUAUCUUUGCUUGGGAAAUGCAAUUCUAACCUCUGGGAGGGCAUGCUGUCCGUCCGUGCACAGUGGCAAAAGGACCUUGUGAACAAACGAGAUGAAUUACAAAAGACCAAGGACCAGUGUUUGGUCCUGAAGGCAGACGCAGAAAAGCAGAAAGCUGCGUCCAGAGAUCAAGAGAAGGUGUAUAAAUCGAAAAUGGAAGAGCUGCAGAAGUCACUGGAUCUGGCUGAUGGGAGGACUCGAGCUGCACAAGCGCUGGCUCAACGGCUCGACAAGCUCACACGUUCUUUACAACAGGACCUGUUGAAAGAGAAGGCUAGUGCGGUCCAGUUGAAGGAGACCAACACCAAGAAAGAGAAGCAGCCCGCCAAAAGCGACCCCGCUACUUCGAAACUUCAGAAGCAAAUUGGAGACUUGAAUGAAAUGGUCAAGAGCAAGGAACAGGCCCACAAAGGGUCCAAAGCUGCCAAUAACAAGGUCAAGGCGGCCCUGCGUAGCGAGAAGGAGGCCCUGCGUAUUGAGUUCGCCAAAGUCAAAGAUGCGUUCACGGGGUUUAAGAGAUGGAUCAAUGACACGCCAAAGUGUCCAGGCUGCCAGAGCGAGCACAACAUCCGGAUCGAGCACCAGCGCUAUACUUCGAUUGGCGUUGCAUGCGCGCAUUGCCCAUUUCGUACGAUGUGGUACGGAGCGGACACCGAUGAUGGGAAGGCGUGA